AUGCCUUUAAGUAAUCCAUGUAAACCCACUGAGUUAAGUAAUCCAUGUAAACCCACUGAGUUAAGUAAUCCAUGUAAACCCACUGAGUUAAGUAAUCCAUGUAAACCCACUGAGUUAAGUAAUCCAUGUAAACCCACUGAGUUAAUUAAUCCAUGUAAACCCACUGAGUUAAGUAAUCCAUUUAAACCCACUGAGUUAAUUAAUCCAUGUAAACCCACUGAGUUAAGUAAUCCAUGUAAACCCACUGAGUUAAUUAAUCCAUGUAAACCCACUGAGUUAAGUAAUCCAUUUAAACCCACUGAGUUAAGUAAUCCAUGUAAACCCACUGAGUUAAGUAAUCCAUGUAAACCCACUGAGUUAAGUAAUCCAUGUAAACCCACUGAGUUAAGUAAUCCAUGUAAACCCACUGAGUUAAGUAAUCAAUUUAAACCCACUGAGUUAAGUAAUCCAUGUAAACCCACUGAGUUAAGUAAUCCAUGUAAACCCACUGAGUUAAGUAAUCCAUGUAAACCCACUGAGUUAAGUAAUCCAUGUAAACCCACUGAGUUAAGUAAUCCAUGUAAACCCACUGAGUUAAGUAAUCCAUUUAAACCCACUGAGUUAAGUAAUCCAUUUAAACCCACUGAGUUAAGUAAUCCAUGUAAACCCACUGAGUUAAGUAAUCCAUGUAAACCCACUGAGUUAAGUAAUCCAUUUAAACCCACUGAGUUAAGUAAUCCAUUUAAACCCACUGAGUUAAGUAAUCCAUGUAAACCCACUGAGUUAAGUAAUCCAUGUAAACCCACUGAGUUAAGUAAUCCAUGUAAACCCACUGAGUUAAGUAAUCCAUGUAAACCCACUGAGUUAAGUAAUCAAUUUAAACCCACUGAGUUAAGUAAUCCAUGUAAACCCACUGAGUUAAGUAAUCCAUGUAAACCCACUGAGUUAAGUAAUCCAUGUAAACCCACUGAGUUAAGUAAUCAAUUUAAACCCACUGAGUUAAGUAAUCCAUGUAAACCCACUGAGUUAAGUAAUCCAUGUAAACCCACUGAGUUAAGUAAUCCAUGUAAACCCACUGAGUUAAGUAAUCCAUGUAAACCCACUGAGUUAAGUAAUCCAUGUAAACCCACUGAGUUAAGUAAUCCAUGUAAACCCACUGAGUUAAGUAAUCCAUAA
Molecule: messenger RNA, 1155 nt
Organism: Biomphalaria glabrata
Lineage: Eukaryota; Metazoa; Mollusca; Gastropoda; Planorbidae
Product: sporozoite surface protein 2-like
Exons: 2
Coding region: 1-1155 (384 amino acids)
Source: RefSeq, a predicted model, not a curated record